AUUUUUUUUUUAUCAAAAACCAAAAAAUUUGUAAUAUGAAAAAUCAGACUUGGGAACUCAACUGGCUAAGUACGGUCCAUAACAGUGAGCACACCAAGAAUGUCAGACUGGAAAGAGGUUUUCGAUUUCUUCCUUGAAGAUCCGACGGUGGUCCCUACCUCCCUUGAGCCUGGUGAUCAGGAAUUGAGAACUACUGUGUUCGAGAAACCCAGCAGUUGGGUUCAACGAACUCGAGCUGGGUUCAACGGAAUCAGAUCUGUUGAGUUCACAAAAAGAGAAAGAAAGGGGGAAGAAAAUGGGGGUAUUAAGGGAGGCAACACAGCAACCCCACCACAGCCCCCUCCGAUACCAUCUCUACGCACUUUUGGCCUCAAUUCCUCGUCAUCAGUGUAUAAAGAAGUUAAUAUGUGUGCUUAUUACUUUAUCAAUAUGAGUUAUUAUGGGUGUCACGUUCCAAAACCCAAAUUCGGGGGCAAAAUAGAUACUGUACACUUGUUAAAGGAUCUCACAAAUGUACAAGACUCGGAACUUGUUAAAAUUCAUAACUAACAAUUCAUAUAAACUUAGAUCAAUAACUCAAAAUAAAUCUGGGUUACAAAAGAAUGAUCUAUAUCUCAAAAAAAGUCUAUGCCCAUAAUACAAGUAACUAGCCUUUUAGCUCAUCACUCCCAUUGGUUUCCUGCGUCUCGGGUUAUACUACCUGAAAUGGUGGAUAUGAAAAAACUAGUGAGACAACUCAGUGAGUAAAAUAUGGAUAGCCCU
Messenger RNA from Rubroshorea leprosula, 762 nucleotides. Lineage: Eukaryota; Viridiplantae; Streptophyta; Magnoliopsida; Malvales; Dipterocarpaceae. The record is from the annotation of a GenBank genome assembly.